Messenger RNA from Microthlaspi erraticum, 1539 nucleotides. NCBI's taxonomy places the organism in Eukaryota, Viridiplantae, Streptophyta, Magnoliopsida, Brassicales, Brassicaceae. The record is from the annotation of a GenBank genome assembly.
AUGGGUGUUUUCUCGAAUCUUCGAGGACCCAGAAUUGGAGCUAACCACGAUGAAUUACCUGUAGCAAAUGCCUCUUCUUCUUCUUCUUCUUCUCCGUCUUCAUCUAUCAGGCGAAAAUUCUCGAAUUUGUUGCCAAUCUGCGUGGCUCUAGUAGUCAUCGCCGAGAUCGGGUUUCUGGGUCGGCUCGAUAAAGUCGCUUUAGUCGAUACGUUGACCGAUUUCUUCACCCAGUCUCCGUCUCUCUCGCAGUCUCCCCCGAGGAGAUCCGACCGGAAAAUCGGAUUGCAUACAGAGAACUGCGAGGAUUGGCUGAUGAGAGAAGACUCAGUUACUUAUUCAAGGAAUUUCACUAAAAAUCCAAUUUUUGUCUCCGGUGGUGAUAAGGACUUUCAGUCAUGUUCUGUGGAUUGUACAUUUGGAGGAAGCUCAGGUCAAAAAGCAGAUGCUGCGUUUGGAUUAGGUCAUCAACCUGGAACUCUUAGUAUAAUCCGUUCAAUGGAAUCAGCACAGUACUAUCCAGAGAACGAUCUUGCUCAGGCACGACGGAGAGGUUAUGCUAUAGUGAUGACCACUAGUCUUUCAUCAGACGUUCCUGUUGGGUAUUUUUCUUGGGCGGAGUAUGAUAUAAUGGCUCCUGUACAGCCAAAGACUGAGAAAGCUAUUGCAGCUGCUUUUAUCUCCAAUUGUGCUGCUCGGAAUUUCCGCUUGCAAGCGCUUGAAGCUCUGAUGAAGACUAACUUCAAGAUUGAUUCUUAUGGUGGUUGUCAUCGGAACCGAGAUGGAAAAGUUGACAAGGUUGAAGCUCUUAAGCAUUACAAAUUCAGUUUGGCGUUUGAGAACACUAACGAGGAGGAUUAUGUCACCGAGAAGUUCUUCCAGUCUCUAGUUGCUGGAUCUGUUCCUGUGGUUGUUGGUGCGCCGAAUAUAGAAGAAUUUGCGCCGUCUUCAGACUCGUUCCUUCACAUUAAGAGUAUGGAAGAUGUGGAGCCAGUUGCAGAGAGAAUGAAGUAUCUCGCGGAUAACCCUGCUGCUUAUAAUCAAACACUAAGAUGGAAGUACGAGGGUCCUUCAGAUUCUUUCAAGGCACUUGUUGAUAUGGCUGCUGUACACUCUUCUUGUCGUCUCUGCAUUUUCCUGGCUACAAGGAUUCAAGAAGAAGAAGAAAAAAGCCCGGAUUUCAAGAAACGGCCUUGCAAGUGCUCCAGGGGAGGAUCAGACACAGUCUAUCAUGUUUUCGUUAGAGAAAGAGGCCGGUUUGAGAUGGAAUCCAUCUUUUUGAGGGGUAAAAAUCUGACUCAGGAAGCUCUAGAAUCAGCGGUUGUCGCCAAGUUUGAGUCUUUGAAACAUGAGCCGGUGUGGAAGAAGGAAAGGCCUGUAAGCUUAAAAGGAGACGACAACAAGCUUAGAGUACAUAGGAUUUACCCGCUUGGCCUCACGCAGCGACAAGCUUUGUACAGCUUCAAAUUCGAGGGAAACUCGAGUUUAAGUAGUCACAUUCAACACAACCCUUGUGCUAAAUUUGAGGUUGUCUUCGUGUAG